AUGGCUAAUGUUCUUUGCAGACAUAGUACUGUAAGAUUAAAUGAAGAAAAAGUAACCUAUGAACUCAAUCCGUACAACAUAUUAAAUCAAAUGGAACGAUUAAGAUCGAUGUCCCCAAAUGCAAAUAUCACAAUUGAAGUCAUUGGUCGAACGAUUGAAUACAAAGAUAUAGUACUCCUUAAAAUAACAAAAGCAAAGAGCGAUGUAGGGAAAUACUAUCGAGCUACUGACAGCAAAUAUGUGGAUGAAAUCCCGGAAAAAAAAAUUAUAUUCAUAGUCCACGGACUCGCCGUAAUGGGAAUUCAUGAUAUUUAUUGUUUGAGCAAUGAGAAUAAAUUUAGGCAACUUGUAUCCUACUAUUUAUCACAUUUGGACAAAUUCGAUAUCUUCCUAAUACCGAUGGCUAAUCCGGAUGGAUAUUCUUUACACUCGUCAGAACCAAAUUGGAAUAAAAACUCUUCUCCAUUGUCUCCUUGCUUGGGAGUAGCUCUUGACCGAAACUUCGACGUGGCCUGGAAUACCUCCCAUGGGAUCAGUACGUGUAGUCCGCAUUACCCUGGGUCUGAGCCGUUUUCAGAAGCUGAGACUCGAGCAAUACGGGAUGUAUUUCAUCGGUACAGUCAUAAGAUCAUUGCAUACAUUAAUGUACAUGGAGGUUCAUUUAACCAUGAGAUUUUUAAGGGUGAUGCAGUACUAUACCCAAAAGGAUAUACAGACGUUCAGUCAGAUGACGAUAAAUAUAUAGAUCUGAGAGGUGAAAUUGAUGAAGCUAUAAGAAAUGCAAGCUUCAAGAUCAUGUCAGUAACUGUGGACUCAUUGAAUAACUGGUAUGGAAAGAUACAAGGUUCCAGCGUUGAUUAUGCAUCAACGGUGUAUGGUAUCCCUUAUGCUCUAGAAUUUGUAAUGCAACCAUACAGUUAUGAAACGUCUAAUGCAGCUUUAGUUGAAAUUUGGAAACGUCUGAUCGAUGUUGUUUUCAUUAAUAUAUGGAAAAGUAUACACAAUAAUGAUGUUUAA
This is a messenger RNA of Achroia grisella, 1017 nucleotides long. RefSeq names its product carboxypeptidase B-like. Gene Ontology annotation, biological process: proteolysis. Lineage: Eukaryota; Metazoa; Arthropoda; Insecta; Lepidoptera; Pyralidae. Gene Ontology annotation, molecular function: zinc ion binding; metallocarboxypeptidase activity. The record is from RefSeq and is a predicted model, not a curated record. The transcript has 5 exons. The coding region runs from base 1 to 1017 and encodes 338 amino acids.